Messenger RNA from Hyla sarda, 3824 nucleotides. RefSeq names its product zinc finger CCCH-type containing 12C (gene ZC3H12C). The coding region runs from base 514 to 3063 and encodes 849 amino acids. Gene Ontology annotation, molecular function: mRNA binding; metal ion binding; RNA endonuclease activity. Gene Ontology annotation, cellular component: nucleus; cytoplasmic ribonucleoprotein granule. The transcript has 7 exons. The record is from RefSeq and is a predicted model, not a curated record. NCBI's taxonomy places the organism in Eukaryota, Metazoa, Chordata, Amphibia, Anura, Hylidae.
GUGACCCCAUUGCUGGGACAGUCAUGGGUAUCCCAGUAAUGGAGGAGGCGUACAGAGGAGAGGACCAGGACAGAUGUGCUGCUGAAAGGCACCGGGUAGUAAUUUGUCUUGCGACCAGACUUAUGGACACCAGUGGGUUAAUUCUGAAUGCUACCGGCACCGGAGACUUGCUGCUGACAAUCGUUGGUGUUGGCAGAGCCUGCGCUGCAGCGGGUGCUUGGCAGAGACAGUGGAGCCGGGCGCAGCUGCCAGAACCUCCAAUAUGGCUGCACCCAGGGAACUUCCUGUUUUGGUCCGGUCGGCAAAGUCUUCCCCUGUGCAACACAGGGCAGCUCUUUGGUUCCUCCUCGCUGUGCUGAAGAGGCGUCACCGCUGGGGACUGACAGGGCGGAGCUGUGACCGCUUGUACAUGCGGGAAACACCAGACCAAUUAACCCGUUUCAGGAAUUCAGGUCAUUUUAUCAAGGCUUCAGAAAUAACAACAAGGUGGAGUCGGACACAUGUACCGGCUUCAUGGGCUUGAAAGAUGACUUUGGCCAUAGCUUUGGGCGCCUCUAUACAGAGACCAGUGAUACACACUUAAGUGCAAUUGUUCCGUGGACUAUUCUGCGGAAGCCAACCAUGGAUAAAGUUAAUUCCAGGAAGGAUGAUUCAGACAAAGAUACCUCUGAGGAGACCUGCAGCUCCAGUUGUGACUCAGAAGAAAGCACAAAUUCUGACAAUGAGUCCGAGCUGUCGAGAAGACUUGUAGCCGAACCUUGUCGGGUGACCAAGAAGCACAGGCAGCUCUGUCGUUCUCCUUGCAUCGAGCCAUACAUACUAAAAAGAAAUGAGAUUCUAGAAGAUCUUAAAAGUGAACAUGACCAAACAGACUCUAAGGAGAUAAAGAAGCCACCAGAUGAAGUAAAGGAAUACCAAACUAAACUGGACUUUGCACUUAAGUUGGGUUACUCGGAAGAGCAGGUUCUUCUUGUCCUCAACAAGCUUGGUACAAAUGCUUUAAUCAAUGACAUUUUGGGGGAACUUGUUAAGCUUGGCAGCAAGAGCGAGCCAGAGCAAAAUGGCGGCUUGAGUAACUCAGCUGUACGGGAAGCAUCUUCCUUUGAAUCGCAAAGACCCGAAUCUCCAUUUCAUCAGGAGGGAAUAGAUGACAGUGAAAACUUAAGGCCUAUCGUCAUUGAUGGGAGCAAUGUUGCUAUGAGCCAUGGAAAUAAAGAAGUAUUUUCUUGCCGCGGGAUCAAGCUCGCUGUCAGCUGGUUCCAGGACAGAGGACAUAAGGAUAUUACAGUGUUUGUACCAGCCUGGCGAAAGGAACAGUCACGACCCGAUGCUCUUAUUACUGAUCAAGAAAUCUUACGGAAGCUGGAGAAGGACAAGACCUUGGUGUUCACCCCGUCUCGGCGUGUGCAGGGCAGGAGAGUGGUCUGCUAUGAUGAUCGCUUUAUAGUGAAGUUGGCCUUCGAGUCAGACGGCAUUAUAGUGUCGAAUGAUAACUACAGGGAUCUGGCAAAUGAGAAGCCCGAGUGGAAGAAAUUCAUUGACGAAAGGCUGCUCAUGUAUUCAUUCGUCAACGACAAAUUCAUGCCACCUGAUGAUCCUUUAGGCCGUCAUGGACCAAGCCUGGACAACUUUUUAAGAAAGAAGCCUGUUGUGCCUGAGUACAAGAAGCAGCCGUGUCCUUAUGGAAAGAAAUGCACCUACGGGCAUAAGUGCAAAUAUUACCACCCAGAAAGAGGAAACCAGCCUCAGCGGUCAGUAGCAGAUGAACUUCGUGCCAUGUCUCGGAACAACAUUACCAAGUCUGCCAUUGAAGUUGGGCUAGUGAAGAGCAACAGUGUUCCAUCAAAUACCAAGAUAGACACCAACUCAGAUUUAAAGCGCUCAACUCCAAAGAGGCAAUCAGACCCAAGUAUUAGAACUCAGGCUUAUGACAUGGAGGAGAAGCUUCCCUCCAAAAACAAGUUGGAAACCAGGUCUGUGCCGUCCCUAGUUAGUAUAUCAAGUAUGAAACCCCAAAGUACAACGCCAUCUAGAAGCUUACUGUCUACUGUGCAUUUACCAUCUCAGGACCAAGUACCACCCGGACUCUACUCUCCAAUGCUGAUGUCCACAAAGAACCAUGGGACAAUGUCAUGUGAACAGUAUCCCAAAUGUGAAUCCCCAGUGGAUAUUGGAUAUUAUUCCAUGAUGAAUGCUUACUCAAAUCUGAGCAUCUCUGGAACCCGGAGUCCAGAAAGGCGUUUUUCUUUGGAUACGGAUUACAGGAUAAGUUCUGUGGCAUCUGACUGCAGUAGUGAUGGUAGCUUGAGCUGUGGGAGUAGUGAUUCCUAUGCUGGAUAUAAUGACCGUUCUUAUGUUAGCUCGCCUGAUCCACAACUGGAAGAUAACAUGAAGUGCCAACACAUGCAUCCACACAAUCGCUCAAGCUCUCAAGCAUUCAUGCAAGGUUACCAUGACCCUUUGACAAGGGUUCAAAGUUUUGGCCAUGACCAAGAAGUGAAGCACCACCACAAGACGCUACCACCUUACAUGUCUUUGCCUCUGCAGCACCAUGCUGUUGCAGCUCGGUCAAGUUGCCCGAAUGACUACCAUGUGACCCAAAAAUCCCCUGUAUCAAAGAACGGAAUCAUGGGAAGAUCUCUAGUGUCUACAAGAAUGGAAAGCAUCUCUGAUUCAAGGCUGUACGAAAGCCCACCACAGCGUCAACGCAAAACCUAUUUAAGUCAUGAGAGUCCUAGAAGCUGGGACCGAGUGAAUUACGGGGAUGCUUAUGGUUAUCGACCAAACUAUCCAAUGCAGGGUAACCCAUCCCAACCGUGUUAUGAGCAAUUUGCUUUCCAAAGCCCACCAGAAACCCAAGAUCCCUCUUGGAGGGUACCCUAUUGUGGAAUCCCUCAGGAACCCCAAAGAUUUUCAAAUACCAGAGAAAAGAUUUUUGUGAACUUGUGCAACAUCUUUCCAGCAGAACUUGUGCGAAUAGUUAUGAAAAGAAAUCCGCACGUCACUGACGCCCAACAGCUCGCGGCAGCAAUUUUGUUGGAAAAAUCCCAGUGUGGAUAUUGAAGAUAAUAACAAAAAAAAAACUAUACACCUUUUGCGGUGUGAAGUUUAUUUCUUUUGUUCAGCUAAUGCUGAAGGAGGUUUGCUACAAUAGCAUUUGUAAUCUCCUUCUCAGCAAGGGGGUUAUAUAGUAAAUCAUGUAUGUUUUAUUACUGAGCCAUGCAUCUCCAAUGUACACCUGUAUGCUCACAUUUAAGCAGUGCUCAAGUAUUGUAUUGAGGUGUGAUCGCUCAGUUACAGCACAGGGUUAUAUUGCAUUUGUACUACUAGCAAAGGCUGUUUUUUUUAUUUUAAUUUAAUUUUUUUGUAGUUGCCUUGACACAUUACAGGCAGCCUUGGGCUUGGGCCAAACAUUAAUUUUAUAAGCAUAGAUAUUUUAUUUAUAUUUUGAUAUUUUUGAUGCAUCAGGGGUUUUCAGAGAAGCACUUUUGAUUCUUCUCAUUUCCUAUUGAACCAGCUUAAAGCACCCCUCCCUUUUCUGACUUAGGCCUCAUGCACAUGUAUUACGGAGCAUUAGGGCCUCCAUGUGCCAUCAGUACUGUGCCAUAUCACAGAGAUAUUCUUUGUUCCUCUGUUAGCGAAUUUCUCCUUAAGGCUAUGUGCACACACAAACAAAAAGUUUUACGUCUCAAAAAACGACCAGAAAAGUAUAUUUGUUUACCAAUCCAUUCCAUUGUAUUUAAUGAGAAAAUGUCAGUUUACAUUUAGUUCAAUUCUACAUUCGUAAUUGUUACAGACAUGAAAUUUAGUGCCACAGAUUUCUA